GUGCCUAAAAAAUGUCAACAAAUCUUGAGUUUUCUGCUUUUUAGCGUGACUAUUUUCACCAUUUGGGUGAAAAGGACUCUUUCCUAGUCUGGCCUCCACUUGAACAAAUCUGUGGAACAUGAUGGAUCUUUUCAGAACAUGUCUUUCUCCAUUGCACAUGAUAACAUGAACUUUUUGAUACUGUCCACAUUUCCCAUCUCAAGAAAAAAACAUCACCCUUUUUAAUGGGAUUCUUUAAAAGAUACAGCCAGCUUGCUACAACUUUAAAAACAAAAAUUCCUCUGAAUAAAUACCCCUGUUUUGCCCUACAUUUCUCUCUUGAUUCAUAGACAUAACAGAACAAAAAGAGAGAAUUAUGGAAUUCUUUCAUCACGACAAAACGCUCCUACUAUCAGAAUUGUUGACUAUCUGCGUGAUAGUUGUGGUUUCAUCUCUAGGUCCAAUCUAUACACCUCCAGACGUCGAGCGAUUAACUGAUCGUUUCAGUAGAUUACCCGUUAAUCAGAAAUAUAAUGCGUUUUUCGGAAGUGCUAAUGUCCGUUUAACAAAUAAUGGAUCAAGCGCUAAUCUUAUCUUAGACAAAUCUUCAGGUUCUGGACUGGUGUCAAGGGACAAAUACUAUUAUGGUUUCUUCAAUGCUGCACUAAAACUGCCUGCCAAUUUUACAUCAGGAGUUGUAGUUGCUUUUUAUCUUUCUAAUCAAAAUAUUUUCCCAAAAAACCAUGACGAACUUGAUUUUGAAUUGCUUGGAUAUGAGAAGAGAAGGAGUUGGGUUUUACAGACCAAUCUUUAUGGUAAUGGAAGUGUUGGCACAGGGAGAGAAGAGAAGUUCUACCUCUGGUUUGACCCAACACAAGAUUUCCAUGAGUACACCAUCCUCUGGAACAAGCAUCACAUAGUAUUUCUAGUGGACAAUGUACCAAUAAGAGAGGUAGUCCAUAAUACUGCAAUCUCUUCUGUUUACCCAUCAAAGCCAAUGUCUAUUUUUGCAACAAUAUGGGAUGGAUCAGAAUGGGCAACACAUGGAGGCAAAUACCCAGUAAAUUAUACUUACGCCCCAUUUGUAACAUCAUUAAAAGGAGUAGAAUUAGAAGGGUGUGUAAGCCAGCAAAAUGAUACUUCAUGUACUAAUAAGAGAAGCACAUCAAGUUCGGAUCCUGUUGAUGGAGAAGAAUUUGUGAAGUUGUCACAACAGCAAAUGAUAGGGUUGGAAUGGGCAAGGAGGAAGCAUAUGUUUUACUCGUAUUGCCAAGAUACUAAGAGAUACAAAGCCCUACCACCAGAAUGCACUGCUAAUUAAUAAGUAACAUAUAGUUGGUCUUAUUUUUUGUUCCUAACGUAUUCAAAGAAUUGAUACUUUAGAAGAUAAUAAUGUAAUAAGAGUAUAUACAUUGUUCGUGUAAGGAUUGUUUUAGAGCACCAGCCGCUUGAAGGACAUUUAUAGGUGAGCUUCUUAAAAUGUGAUUUCUGUAAUCCUGAAAAUAGGUUACCCAAUUGGAAAAGAUGUUGAUGAGUAAAGGCUUAAUACCUAGAUAGCCUCUUAAACUUAGCAUGUUUUGUAAGAUAGACAUUCAAACUUAGCUAGUGACCAGAUAGAUACUUAAACUUGACAAAAGUGUCUUUUAAACACCUUUGUAUGUAAGAUCAAGUGUUUCUAAUGUGUUUGAUAGACCAAUUAUAAAAUGACACUUGUAA
Lycium barbarum (goji berry) is the source of this 1695-nucleotide messenger RNA. RefSeq names its product probable xyloglucan endotransglucosylase/hydrolase protein 33. Gene Ontology annotation, molecular function: hydrolase activity, hydrolyzing O-glycosyl compounds; xyloglucan:xyloglucosyl transferase activity. Gene Ontology annotation, biological process: cell wall biogenesis; xyloglucan metabolic process. The transcript has 4 exons. Gene Ontology annotation, cellular component: cell wall; apoplast. The record is from RefSeq and is a predicted model, not a curated record. Bases 356 to 1300 code for a protein of 314 amino acids. Lineage: Eukaryota; Viridiplantae; Streptophyta; Magnoliopsida; Solanales; Solanaceae.